Messenger RNA from Engraulis encrasicolus (European anchovy), 5355 nucleotides. RefSeq names its product MAP/microtubule affinity-regulating kinase 1 (gene mark1). Gene Ontology annotation, molecular function: tau-protein kinase activity; protein serine/threonine kinase activity; ATP binding. Gene Ontology annotation, cellular component: cytoplasm. Gene Ontology annotation, biological process: intracellular signal transduction; protein phosphorylation; microtubule cytoskeleton organization. Bases 270 to 2651 code for a protein of 793 amino acids. Lineage: Eukaryota; Metazoa; Chordata; Actinopteri; Clupeiformes; Engraulidae. The record is from RefSeq and is a predicted model, not a curated record. The transcript has 19 exons.
GCGCGUUUGAAACUCAUCUUACAGGGUGUCCGCUAUUCGCCAGCUCUGCUUCUGCUUAGCCUACCUGGGUUGCAUCUAUCGGCGAAGGCCCGCACUGCGAGGAGGAUACCACCAGAAGAUGGAUAGUUAAGACCACCGCCGUUAAGUCGGUCCGGUUCGGAAAUGGUGGCGUUUUAGCAGUCGGAGUUGGAAAAAUAUCCUCCCUUAGUAGUCGUGCUGUUUUCUACGCUGCCUUGUUCGGUGUUUUGGAAGAGGCCUGAAAGCACAAAAUGUCGACCAGAACGCCAUUGCCUACUGUGAAUGAACGUGAUACGGAAAAUCACACGUCUGGUACGGAUGGCGGCCCAGAAGCCCCUGCUGCUCCGCCCACCAAGUCGGGCAGCCGCGGGAACCUGCCGCGCUGCGCCGUCCUGGACGAGCAGCCGCACGUGGGCAGCUACCGGCUCCUCAAGACCAUCGGCAAGGGCAACUUCGCCAAAGUCAAGCUAGCGCGUCACGUACUCACCGCGCGAGAGGUAGCAGUAAAGAUUAUCGACAAGACACAAUUAAACCCAACUAGCCUACAAAAGCUCUUUCGUGAAGUAAGGAUCAUGAAGAUUUUGAAUCACCCUAAUAUUGUUAAAUUAUUUGAAGUCAUUGAGACGGAGAAGACACUUUAUUUAAUAAUGGAGUACGCCAGCGGAGGAGAAGUAUUUGACUACUUGGUUGCACAUGGUAGAAUGAAGGAAAAAGAAGCCAGGGCAAAGUUCCGACAGAUUGUUUCAGCAGUGGAAUAUUGUCAUCAGAAAAGGAUAGUCCAUCGAGACCUUAAGGCUGAGAACCUGCUCCUGGAUGCCGAUAUGAACAUCAAGAUUGCGGACUUCGGCUUCAGUAACGAGUUCACCCUGGGCAGCAAGCUGGAUACGUUCUGCGGCUCGCCGCCCUACGCCGCCCCCGAGCUCUUCCAGGGCAAGAAGUACGACGGGCCCGAGGUGGACGUCUGGAGCCUGGGGGUCAUACUCUACACGCUGGUCAGCGGCUCGCUACCCUUCGAUGGGCAGAACCUGAAGGAGCUGAGAGAGCGUGUGUUGCGAGGGAAGUACCGCAUCCCCUUCUACAUGUCUACAGACUGUGAGAACCUGCUGAAGAAACUACUGGUACUCAACCCAGGCAAACGUGGCAGCCUGGAGCAAAUCAUGAAGGACCGCUGGAUGAACACGGCCCACGAGGAGGAGGAGCUCAAACCUUACACAGAGCCGGAGCCGGACUUCAGUGACUCUGCCAGGAUAGAGCUGAUGGUCAUCAUGGGUUUCCCGAAGGACGAGGUGAAAGAGUCGCUGGAGGCUCAGAAGUAUGACGAGGUCAUGGCCACGUACCUGUUGCUAGGCAGGAAACAAGCCGAGUUUGAGGGGAGCGAGUCGCAGUCCAGCCUGAACCUGUGCCAGAGGGGCCGGCCCAACAGCGAGCUGAACAGCACCUCCCAGUCCCCAGCGCACACCGCCUCCUCCAAAGUCCAGCGCAGCACGUCCGCCAGCCAGAAGCAGCGGCGCUACAGCGAAUACGUGGCGCCCUCUAUCCCUCCGGCAGUGUCCUACACCAAGCGAGCGCAGGCCAACAGCGUGGAGGGGGAGAAGAAGGAGGAGUGGGACACGACCCGCAAGCUGCCCACCUCCAGCUCCAAGGGGGAGAUGGCCGCCUCGCCACUGGUGGCCCAGGAGCACCGCAGGAGCACCACCGCCUCAGGGAGCAGUGCCGCAGGAGCGAUGACGCGCAGGAACACGUACGUGUGUGAGCGCUCCAGCACAGAUCGACACUCUGCCAUCCCCAAUGGGAAAGACAGCAGUCUAACAGAGAUGUCGGCCUCGGCGAGCGGUGCGUCCCCUUCCUCAGGCACGUCCUCGGCGCUGGCCUCCACACGGCCGCGUCACAUCAAGUCUAUGUCGGCCUCAGGCCACCCCGUCAAGUCCCCCCUGCCGCCCAUCGACGACAACACGGAAUAUAAAGGCACCAAUGCCCGGGCCCCCACGGCCUCCCCGUCGGCCCACAGCAUCAGCAGCAGUACGCCGGACCGCACGCGCUUCCCCAGGGGCACCUCCAGCCGUAGCACCUUCCACGGUGGCCAGCUGCGCGACCGGCGCAGCGCCACCUACAACGGGCCGCCCGCCUCGCCCACCCUCUCGCACGACACGGGCGCCCUGGCCCAGGCCCGGCGCGGCACCGGCAUCAUCAGCAAGAUCACCUCCAAGUUUGUGCGCAGAACUCUCUCUUUCAGGGUCAAUCCGAGGGUUCCCAGUGAGGGGGAGGCCAGGGCCAGGACUGACAGCCUGAGAAGCACGUCGGGCGAGCCCAAGGAGGACUGCCGCGACUCCAAGCCGCGCUCGCUGCGCUUCACCUGGAGCAUGAAGACCACCUCGUCCAUGGAGGCGGCGGACAUGAUGCGCGAGAUCCGCAAGGUGCUCGACGCCAACAACUGCGACUACGAGCAGCGCGAGCGCUUCCUGCUCUUCUGUGUGCACGGCGACGCACGCCAGGAUAGCCUGGUCCAAUGGGAGAUGGAGGUGUGCAAGCUGCCCCGCCUCUCGCUCAACGGCGUGCGCUUCAAGCGGAUAUCCGGCACGUCCAUCGCCUUCAAGAACAUCGCCUCCAAAAUAGCCAACGAGCUGAAGCUUUGAGGGCGACACAGUUUGGCCUGACGAGGAAAAAACAACGGUAGAUUUAAUUAACAAAAAAAAAUAAACAUUUGAGAACAUUGCCUCCAUAAUAGCCAACGAGCUGUGAUGCUUUGAGGGACGCAGUUUGACCCAACGAAAAACGGUAGAUUAACAUAAACAAAAAUAGGGUCCUACGCACCUCCGGUGCACGGGCCCUAAAAACAACAAAGUACAAUAAUGGGAGAUAACAAAAUAAUUCUGAACAUGCACAUACAUGGACGGGCGGGGCAGGGGUGGAAUAUAAUACCCUUGAUACUGUUGGCGGUGUAACCAAGCCUACUUAAAAUAGCAGAGAACUUUGAAUGCCAUUUUCUGUUCAUUGUUACGGUAUACUGAUUUUAUUUUAUUUUUCAAUCUACUGGUUUAUGGAUCGGAAGAUGAGGGGAGGGGGAAAAAAAUCUUAGUACUGUAUUACUCCUCCAAAAAAUAUCUGAGCCCCCAUGCCCCCUCCCUCCAUUGCACCCUUUUGCUAUGGCUGUUCCUGUGGGCAUGUCUACUACACACCCAUAACCCAGUAACAUCAGAGGAUGAACUAGAAGCUUAGUUGACACAACCAUCCCCCUCCAUACUCCAUCUCUGAUUUAAAUUUUUCCAGUUUCCCUCCAACUGAAUUCCGGGUUCAUGUCCUGAUUUUACUGAAUGGCCCUGUUUUUGCCCCCUUUUUGUUUUUAUUUUAUUUCCCCCCUCCCCACAGGGCCUUGCUUCUUUGGGCUGAAGCUCACGCAACCAUCAUUGCAAUAAUAAACCGUGUUGAUGGCCUGCUACUAUUACUCUUAGAUAUUCGCUUGAACUACCUUUUGUAGGGUGUGCGGGGGUGGGGCAAACGGCUACAGUGCAUUUGUCCCACCCACAUGUACAGGUUAUCUAGAGAAUGUUUUUUGUCAACCUUGACUGUUUAUAGAGUUGUAUAAUACAAGGUACUUUCAGCAUUAUGCCUGAAGGUCGUUUGUAUAGUUUUUGGGUUGUGUACAGAAAAAAAGAAACUGUAUGUUUUAAUGUGUCAUACUGUAUUUUUUUGUUUGUUUUUUGUUUUUAAUUUUGUUUCAGUUCAUGACCUGAAUAGUAUCUUUUUAGUGUAUAGUUCUAAUGUUUUAAUGUUUUUCACAAGUUUUUUUUUUUCAUUUGUUUUUGUUUUUAAAUUUUUAAAUUUAUGGAGCCCAGUCCUCAAAGAUAACAAUUGAGUAGCAUUAUUUAAAAGUGUUAGCAUGUUACAUUCAAACAUACAUUUACCCUUAAUGCACUCAUAGUAGAUAUUUUUUGGUUCUAUAAAACAAACAAAAAGAGGGAGACUGUUGUAUGUGGACAUGGCAUCAAGCACGGACAGCAUUCAUUUAUUCAUUCACUUAUUCAUUUCCUUCCUUUCCCUUAGAUGUGGAGACGUCUUGAUUUUUAUGAAAUUAAACAUUUUAAUUGUUUCUCUGGAAUUUAACGGACACAGAACGGACACUCCAUCAAACGGUACUGUACUGGCAGAACAGCAGAGAUGGUAGGCUACAGGCCUGUCUUGAGUUGGCCUGGGGUGCAUUUCUCGAAAGCGUAGUUGUUAGCAAUUCGCAACUUGGGUAGUUGCCAAUGGGAAAUUGCAUUGCAACCAACAAAGUAGCUAAAGUAGUUAGCAACUAUGCUUUCGAGAAAUGCACCCCUGGUUUGACCUGACCCUGUGCUGCUCACAAUACUCACGGCUGGCUUUGCUUGGCUUUUGCACCAUCGGGUACGUUCCAGAAUGCAGGGUUAUGAUGAUGUGUCAAUGCAGGGUUUCCUAAAGUAAAAAUCCUGUCGCAAUUUGAUCCAACCAGCUCUAAAUAAGCUGAUCAUCAUGAGAACUUGAGGCAUACAGGGUGCAUUUCUUGAAAGCAAAGUUGCUAACUAGGUUAAAUACUUUGUUGGUUGCAAUGCAAUUUCCUAUUGGCAACUUCUCAAGUUGUGAAUUGCUAACAACUACGCUUUCGAGAAAUGCACCCCAGAUCAGCUACUCAGUGAAAGUCACUUGUGUUGGAAGGUGACUGUGGCAGGGUUUCUAUUUUCUGAACCCGGAACUGACACCUCUGUACAGGUGUCUAGUGACUUCCCUGAGUACGUUGACUCAAAAUCAAGUGGUAAACCUCCUAAUAGAAGGGUCACCUGGUUUCAUUCUCUUGGUGCAGCAAAGCUAUUGGGCUUUUCUGUUAGGAGGCUUACCAAUGACUGUGAGUUAACGACUCUUGAUCAGUUAGUAAACCAGGUACUUGAAACCGGUACCUCUGUGGGAGCCUGCAUCAGACCACGUGACCAGAGUCUACAUGGGAUAUUAUUUUUUUCCCAGCCUCGUAAACUAGACCAAACCAGCAGAAUAUAUACAGUAUAUGGUGUAUUCAGGUAAAUUGGUCCACUUUGGGCAAUUCGCUUAUAUGCGAAAAAAGUGGCGCAAUUUACUUGAAUUCAUCCCUAGAUUUUUUUGCCUGACAGUUUGGUCUAGCCUUGCACUACAAGGCAUAAUCCAAUCAUAGACCAUGAACCUGACCUUGGAUUACAAAGCUUUGUGUAGUAUAGUUCUGAAUCUGUAUUUAGCGAGUCAUUCAAAUGGGUUUAGCACAGUGAUUUUGCCUAUGGUGCAAGCCCAGACUAUACAUGUCAUAGGUCAUGUUAUUGUCAGGCUUGCCAGGUUACCCCCAACCCCCUACACCCC